Messenger RNA from Lactuca virosa, 1257 nucleotides. The record is from the annotation of a GenBank genome assembly. NCBI's taxonomy places the organism in Eukaryota, Viridiplantae, Streptophyta, Magnoliopsida, Asterales, Asteraceae.
AUGACCACCUUCAACGACGACCACCAUCUAUCGAUGUCGCCUUUUUCACUUCUACUACGCCUCCCUCGAUUCAUUCUUCUAUAUAUCUGUAAAUUAUUAACCACACACCAUUUAUUUGACGCUCUCUUUCUCUACUAUAGAAACGGGAAAGAUACAUGGGAAAAGACAAAAAGACCAUCGCCGCCUGUUGUAGAAUACAUCAUCUCACGAUUAAAUAUCUUCCCCAGUCGAUCUACACAACUUCAUGGAGAACUUGAUACAAGAAUUGGUGUUCCAACUUUUUUCAGCGCAAUCCUUAGAUACUUUCCUCCAGAACUUUCUGCAAAAAUAGGAGCAGGAUUACAAUAUGAUAGAAGUGAAAAACUCCAUUACACCAUGCAUGAAAAAAAAGUCAUUCCCACUAGGCCACUAACACCUGAUGGAGCUGUCAAUUUUGUUGUGAAAGGGCGUUGUGAUCUUGACAAAGAAUUUAAACGACCCACACCAAGUGGAGCAGCUGAAUUGGUUUGGAACAUUCUUGAUUUUCAGAAAAAUAUUUGUUUAUUAAAAAUAAAGGGUGGGGUCAAACGAGUCAAAGACGGGGCAUCUCAAGAUCAAAUAUUUAACGAAACCCAUUUACAAAAUUUGCAAAGACAGCUUGUCAAUUAUCUGCUUGAGGUGAAUACUCCUAGAAUUGCUGCCGGACUUAUUUGGGCAAUUUCAGAACACAUUGAUUUAGAAGGUUUGGAUCCUCUUUUAGUUGAUGACCCAGAGGAUGCAUUAAACAUUAUCAUAUCAAAAAUCCAAAAGAUCUUGUUCAAUGCUGACUCAUCUGCGACUGAAACGAAUAAGCUCCAAGAUGUUCAAGCGGUUCUUUUAUGUGCUCAAAUAUUGGGUUCACAUGAGGCAGUUGUUAGAGGUGCUGGUGCUUUUGAGGUUGCUGCCAGACAGCAUUUGAUAAAUUUCAGGGUGAAGAAAACUGUUAAAGGGCGUGCUCAACUUGGUGUUCAAGCUUUUGCGGAUGCUCUUCUUAUUGUGCCAAAGACACUUGCUAAAAAUUCUGGACUUGAUACACAAGACGUCAUAAUUUCUUUGACUGGGGAGCAUGAUAAUGGGAAUGUUGUUGGAUUAAAUCAACACACAGGUGAUCCAAUUGACCCUCAGAUGGAGGGCAUUUUCGACAAUUACGCUGUCAAACUCCAAAUCAUCAAACCGGUGAUUGCAUCACAGCUGUUACUUGUGGACGAAGUUAUCCGUGCAGGGCGUAACAUAAGAUAG